AUGUAUAAAGCGGUUAUUCUUAUUGGGGGUCCUCAGAAAGGAACAAGGUUUCGACCACUUUCCUUUGAUAUUCCAAAACCUCUCUUUCCUGUUGCUGGCGUGCCAACUAUUCAACAUUUAAUUGAAGCAUGUUGCAAGAUUCCAAAACUUCGGGAAAUCCUUCUCAUUGGAUUUUAUCAAGCAGAUGACUCCAUUAACCAAUUUUUGACUUCUAUGGUGAAAGAAUUUAAUAUCAGUAUACGCUAUCUUCAAGAAUAUACUGCUCUUGGUACUGCGGGAGGUAUUUAUCAUUUUCGAGAUCAAAUUCAGAGUGGUGAUCCAGAGGCCUUUUUCCUAAUCAAUGGUGAUGUUUGUGGAGAUUUUCCUCUAACUCAAAUGGCUGAGUUUCAUAAAGAGAAUAAAAGUGCUUUAGUUACUGUCUUGGGAACUGAAGCAACGAGACAACAGUCUCAGCAGUAUGGAUGCAUUGUAGAAAAUAAAGACACUCAUGAGGUAAUGCAUUAUGUCGAAAAACCAUCUACUUUUGUUAGUAAUAUCAUCAAUUGUGGAAUUUAUUUAUGUUCCUUAGAUGUGUUUACCUAUUUAGCAUCUGUUUUUAAACAAAAACAACAAGAAUACUACCAUGGGGAUGAACAGUUAAACGAUAUUUCAGGGAGUGGAAAGGAUUGUAUUAGAUUAGAACAGGACAUUCUAAUGCCUCUUGCUGGUGCCGAGAAGUUAUUUGUAUUUAGCAGCUCUAGAUGGUGGAGUCAAAUGAAGACAGCUGGAUCUGCCAUUUAUGCCAAUAGACAUUACUUAGAGCUUUAUCAUAGUACCCACCCAAAAUGGCUUGCACAAAAUGAAGCUGGGAAACCAACAAUUGUUGGCGAUGUUUUUAUCCAUUCAUCCGCUAUUGUCCAUCCAACUGCCACACUUGGCCCUAAUGUAAGCAUUGGAAUGAAUGCUCAAAUUGGUGAAGGUGUUAGGAUUAGAGAAUCAAUUGUUUUGGGAAAUGCUACAAUUCAGGAUCAUGCUUUAGUUCUUCACAGCAUCAUUGGUUGGAAUAGUACAGUUGGAACAUGGGCACGUGUAGAAGGUACACCUUGUGAUCCAAAUCCUAAUAAACUCUUUGCAAAAAUGGAAAAUGUUCCACUUUUUAACAACAGUGGCCGUCUAAAUCCGUCAAUAACAGUUUUAGGUUGCAAUGUGCAAGUCCCCCCAGAAGUUAUUGUGCUUAACUCAAUUGUUCUUCCUCACAAGGAUUUAUCUCAGAGUUACAAAAAUGAAAUUAUUUUAUAGAGACUAUUUGAAGGACAACUGCUGGUCAGGUAUUUUGCAACAAACCUUUCAUCUUAGGGAAUAUUGUUCUAAAAGUAGUUGCUAGAAGGAUGAAAAGAAGAAAUCCCCAAAUCUUAUCCCAGCAGUAAGGAAGAAAACCUUGGAUAUUGCCACAUUUUUUUUUCAACACAAUGUUUUAAGUUUAUAUGAUUUUGCCUAUCAGGAAUUGUAAAGAUACAGUGAAGUCCCAUUGCAACAUACUUUAAGGACCACAAAUAUUUUUCGUUCUAACUGGAAUUUCAUAGCAAUUUAAUUCAACCAUUAUAAUGG
Molecule: messenger RNA, 1587 nt
Organism: Uloborus diversus
Lineage: Eukaryota; Metazoa; Arthropoda; Arachnida; Araneae; Uloboridae
Gene: Gmppa
Product: mannose-1-phosphate guanyltransferase alpha-A-like
Exons: 11
Coding region: 1-1278 (425 amino acids)
Biological process (GO): biosynthetic process
Cellular component (GO): cytoplasm
Source: RefSeq, a predicted model, not a curated record